CCAUUGGGGGCGGCGGGUGGCGGCGGCCCGUGGUUUAUUUACACAUGACCGCUGGCUGCCGGGCGAUCAUUCUUCCAGACGCGAGCGAGAGACUGCCGCCAGGAGCGUUCGCGCGCGCGCGCACGCGUUGUACAAACACGGCCGUCGCGAUCGGUUGUUUACGUUUGGCGGACGGGAAUUUUGGGUUUGCGUCCGACGGGCCGAGGAACCGAGCGAACGCCCUUGGGCCCCGUUACACUUCCGACACGUUCUCGCGCGUGGAAAAACAACAGGACACGAAACGCGUGUUUGAUAGUACGUUUUGUCCGGUAUCGCGUUAUCGUAGCACGCCCAGCGCGGCGACCCCGUUCCUCGUGCACCGCCGAGCGGGAUACGAGUACGGAACAGGCGGUGCGGGGUGGGCCGGGACCGCGCGGAGAGAGAGAGCGAGCGAAAAAUAAAGAGAGCGCCCGUGAGUGGGAGUCGGUGAAACGCGGCGAGGGCGAGCGACCGGGAAGGGAAAUGGGAACGCACGGCCGGAGGGAGUGAGACGGAACGCGAAAAAAGUAUCACGUUGACAAUAUCAUAUUGAUGAUAACCCCGUCGUGUUGUUGUUUCUCCGUCGGCCGCGUUGGCCGCCCGCACGCGCGCCCUCCCUCUCUCACCCGCACUCGUUCUAUCGCACACUUCCUCUCCGCGCACGCACUCGCGCGCGCGCUGCGCACGCCCGGGCCCGCACUUCCAUACACUAUACACGUAUACACGUACGCGCUAUGAUGACUGAUGACGUACGAACCCGAGAGGAUAGCGUUUUCCCCGUAUGAUAAUACGACGGCGAUACUGUUUUUUUUUUUUUCCUCUCGGCACGCGCGCGCCGUUCAUUGCCGCGGACACACCGUGCUGUUGACGUGAUACGUGUCUGACGACUUCGUCUGAGCUCUUCAAUCGACUCCCUCGCCGAACGCGCGCGACCGUCCGCGUGACCGUCUCCGCCGUCCCCGGUGUUUUCGGCGCCCACAUCGCCGACAGAGAACGCGAUGCGUAUGACCCGUCGUCCGUGCGCCGCUACCGCCGCCGCUUUUGCAGCUGCCGCCGCCGCCGCCGUCGCCGCCGCUGCCGCCUCCGUCGUCGUUACGUUGUAGACGACUGCUACACGUUAACAGUGAAGCUCGACGAUCGCGACACCGCACCCGUAACACUACCGUUAAACGUGUCUUCGUUCCUGGCUCUAUUGACACGCCGGAAAUGAUCCGUUGAACGACGUCCGAUCGCUGCUCUUCUUGCUAUAAAAGGCUACAUAAGUGUCAUAUUAUCAAUGAGUAAUCAGCUGGUCGACUCAUGCUUGUUGGUGAACAGGAGGGUGGAGAAGCUUCAAGAGCAAAGCUUUACUUGCACUGAGAUUACACAAAGAGCUCAGUCAGACCUCUCUCAAAAUAACUCUUAUCCCAAUGAUAUCACUUACUCAAAUAGUGGUCUUCAAGAAAAUCAUUCAUCAAGUUCAUCUGCUCAAUGUAGUGAAAAUCCAGUGCUAGUAUCUCAAACAAAAAAACAUCAAACAACUCAACAAGUUACAACUGUGACAAAAGUUGUUCGAGAAGUUCAUCAUAUGAUUCCGAAUGGUCAUUCUUUAGAUUACAUCCCAUAUACAUUAGGAGUGUCAUCUUCAUCAAACUCAUCAACUCAACCAAAUAAUCCAGCUCAUAUGUCAGAAUCUGGACAUUAUAACAAUGACUACCAAAAUUACAAUCCAGGUUGUCAAGAUUAUGACCACUAUGUUGGCGUACACCCUGGACUUUCGUAUUACAACUCUAAUAUGCCUAACCAGCAAGGUGCUAAAAUAGAUGGAAAUCCAUACCAUGUGUAUGAUACUGGUGUGCCUCCUAAUCAACUGGGACAUGAAUAUAAUGAAACAGUACCUACACCACCAAGUCCUAGCGCAUGUAGUGAAUCUCCUCCACCACAGCAGCUCUUGGCUCAAGAAUAUAUGAGAAAAGGGUUACCAUACCCUCCUUCUGGAUAUGAAGAACUUGAUUCAAACCAAUUGCAUCCAAACCAUGAGCAUUAUCACCGAAUCACACCUUCACCUGGUGAUUGUUAUGAUCAAAUGAGUGGAUCAUGGAAUAUGGACGAAUGUGGAGAUCAAAUGGCUCAAGGUCUAAGAUGGAGGGAUCCUAAUUUGCCCGAAGUUAUAACAUUCCUGGCUAAUCCAAAUAAUUUAAUUAAAGCAAAUGCAGCUGCUUAUUUACAGCAUUUAUGUUACAUGGAUGACCCAAAUAAACAAAAAACAAGGACUUUAGGUGGAAUACCUGCAUUGGUUAAACUUUUAAACCAUGACUGUCCGGAUGUUUAUAGAAAUGCAUGUGGCGCCCUUAGAAAUUUGUCAUAUGGAAGACAGAAUGAUGAAAACAAACGAGCUAUUAAAGAUGCUGGUGGAAUACCAUUAUUAAUCAAUUUAUUGCAUAAAUCUGCUGAUGCCGAAGUUAAAGAACUUGUUACUGGAGUUUUAUGGAAUUUAUCAUCGUGCGAGGAUUUGAAAAAAUCAAUAAUUGAUGAUGGCCUUUCAACUAUUGUAAAUCAUAUAUUACUUCCUCAUUCAGGAUGGAGUCCGACUGUUUGCAGUGAUAUUUGUUGGUCAACUGUAUUUAGAAAUACUUCUGGAGUAUUAAGGAAUAUUAGUUCAGCUGGUGAAUAUGCUCGAAGAAAAUUGCGAGAAUGCGAGCACUUGAUUGAUUCACUUCUUUAUGUAAUUUCAACUGCUAUUGAAAAAUCAAAUAUUGGAAAUAAAAGUGUAGAAAAUUGUGUAUGCAUUUUACGUAACUUAUCAUAUAGAUGUCAAGAAUUUGAAGAUCCAAAUUAUGAUAAACAUCCUUUACCAACUCAAAGUAGAGUCGGUCCUCCACCUAAAGCAGAAAAUCUAGGUUGUUUUGGUGCGAGUAAAAAGAAAAAAGAUAUACAAGUUGUUUCUCCUAAAGAAAAUCCUAGUAGUCGUAUAAUUCCUAGAUCAGAACCCGCCAAGGGAAUGGAAUUAUUAUGGCAACCAGAAGUGGUUCAAUCAUACUUAGCUCUACUACAGAGUUGUUCAAAUCCAGAAACUCUUGAGGCUGCUGCAGGUGCAAUACAGAAUUUAGCUGCUUGUUAUUGGCAGCCUAGUAUUGAAAUUAGAGCUGCUGUUAGAAAAGAAAAAGGUCUACCUAUUCUGGUCGAACUCUUACGUAUGGAAGUUGACCGUGUUGUUUGUGCUGUUGCCACAGCAUUAAGGAAUUUGGCUAUUGACCAAAGAAAUAAAGAACUCAUUGGUAAAUAUGCAAUGAGGGAUUUAGUCCAAAAAUUACCAUCGGGGAAUGCUCAACACGAUCAAGGAACAUCAGAUGAUACUAUAGCAGCUGUCUUAGCUACAUUAAAUGAAGUUAUUAAAAAAAAUGCUGAAUUUGCCAGGUCUUUACUGGACUCUAGUGGAGUAGAAAGAUUGAUGAACAUUAUUAGGCAGCGUCAGAAAUACACUUCAAGAGUUCUAAAAUUUGCCAGUCAAGUAUUGUUUGCUAUGUGGCAACAUCAAGAACUUAGAGAUGCAUAUAAAAAGCAUGGUUGGAGAGAACAGGAUUUUGUUACUAAGACUAUUGCAGCAAGAAAUGCAGCAGGCGGUGUCAACUCCCCAAAUAAUGCAAACAGUACACUUAAUCGUCCAAUGGCAAGUCAAGGUGGUACUCGAUAUGAAGAUAGAACGAUACAAAGGCAAAAUCCAAAUGUCCCACAGAUGAAUCACUCAUUAUCAAACUCUAACACCAAUUCUACUUAUCAAGCUAAUGAAGACAUUCCAUUAGCAGAUAUGCCAUAUCCUGAAGUAUCUACUCAUACUCCUCCAGCUAGUGGAGUAUUAAUAUAUUCCCCUGGACAUCCAUUACGACCAGGGGAACCUCUUUAUGCUCAAGUCAACCGUGAGAAAAAGAAAAACAAGCAGUAUGAACCAUCAAGCUCAAUGGGUGAAAUGUGGAACUAUAAUGAACAGGCGCAACCAAAAGUUUCAUCUGUUGAUGUAUCUACUGCACAAGGUGGUGAUUCUUGGGUGUAAAUGCAAUGUGGGUGUUGACUUAACACUCAUAUUUUUUUUUUAGUAUCUUAAAUCUUAAUUUAUACAUU
This is a messenger RNA of Sipha flava (yellow sugarcane aphid), 4116 nucleotides long. RefSeq names its product catenin delta-2 (gene p120ctn). The record is from RefSeq and is a predicted model, not a curated record. Gene Ontology annotation, biological process: cell-cell junction assembly; cell-cell adhesion. The transcript is spliced from 18 exons. The coding region runs from base 1295 to 4048 and encodes 917 amino acids. Gene Ontology annotation, molecular function: cadherin binding. NCBI's taxonomy places the organism in Eukaryota, Metazoa, Arthropoda, Insecta, Hemiptera, Aphididae. Gene Ontology annotation, cellular component: adherens junction; plasma membrane; nucleus.